This is a messenger RNA of Gordionus sp. m RMFG-2023, 3370 nucleotides long. RefSeq lists its product as uncharacterized. The transcript is spliced from 10 exons. The coding region runs from base 71 to 3343 and encodes 1090 amino acids. Lineage: Eukaryota; Metazoa; Nematomorpha; Gordioida; Chordodea; Parachordodidae. The record is from RefSeq and is a predicted model, not a curated record.
UGGAAAUUAUUUUGUUUAAUUAUACGUUUAAAGAAUUAAAAUAGUAUAUCCAAAUCGCUACAACAUUCAAAUGAAGAGUUUUUUAAACAUCCUGAUCCAAAAUUGGAUGUAUUUCUUCGGUUUAAUAAAUAUAAUAAUAGCGCAAGAUCUUAUACCUCCUCCAGGCCCACCCUUUUCUCCGCCUAUCAAUGUUCAUAAAGCUGUGUCCAAAGAAUUUAAUAUACCUUCCGACAGAAUCGGAGAAUUUAUAGAGUCACUUAAAAGUAGAUUGAGUGAAGAAGGAAUUGACAUAAAAACCAUCAAAAAUUCUCAACGUAUUCCAGCUCUGAUAAAGAAUGUAAUAUAUAAAAAUGGGGAUUUAAAAAGACUCAAAGGAAGAUCGGGGGCUGAAGAAAAUAGGAAUAAUUUUGAUGAUGAAGAUGUGUCCUUCGAUACCACUGAUUAUUAUGCGCCUAAACAAACGACUCCUGCCCGCCAUCUUGGUUCAUAUGAUCAACAAUUUAAUUAUAACACAGUAGGCUUUAAUCCAGAUUACGAUAAUUCUGAAGAGAGCAGAUAUCAAAAUUUUCUUAGAGUUAUACCUUCAAACGAUAACCAAAAAUUUGAUCAAUACAGCGAUGACAAUUAUAAUUGGAAACCUAGAGGUUCAAAUCAAAACACAUAUUAUGGAGGUAAUUCGUUUGAACUAGAAAAUGCAUAUAAUACCCAAUCAUUUGAAAGAACAACUCCGUUAAGUUACACCUCGUAUAAUAAACGCUCAAGUGUUAGAUCUGGUCCACAAUCGUACCAAUAUUUUAGAAAUAAUUGGCAGGCAACUCAAUCACCAAAUAAUAUACAGGGUAUCUCAACCACCAAACAUAGGCCCCAGUACAUGACUCCUGCAAGCAAAUUUGAUCGAUAUUAUGAUUACGAAGAUUUAAAUGGCAGGCUAAGACGGGGGAAAAGAAGUUACGACGUCAAGAGUAAAAAAACCCAAAGUGAUGUCAAUUUUGAAAAGGGGUAUUAUCAUGAUGGAAUCUUUAAUUAUACCAAAAAAUUAACUGAAGACCUUGAACCAUCUUAUAAACGAGAUACAUGGAAUCAGAACACCCCAAUUCCAAAUACUAUUGAUUGGAAUUUGUUUUCACAAAUGAGAAAUAAAAUUAAUUUCCCCAAGUUUUUGAAGAAGCAAAAUUUAACUAAUGUUGGUAACUUUAAAAAUCUUAGAUCAUCAUAUGAAUUGCCAGAAUACUUAAACCCUAUUGCAACAAUCCAAAACUCUAAUGAAAAAUGCUGCGAAAAAUUAGAAAAAUUAAAGGGUUUCAAUAGAAUAAUAAAUAAUUUUGAUUUUCAAAAUAAUGGACACAGAAAAUAUCCAGGUUAUGAGCUAGGUUAUUAUGAUGAAGGUAAACAGGUGGCGACAGAUUUCCAAUAUUCUGUCGAUUCUAAAAACAUCGAUAAACCGGUUUACAAUUCUUUGAGAAACUAUACAGAUAAUGAUAAAUCACUCCUACCAUCCUCGGAUGACCCUUCAGGGUUUGGCUAUCCCGAAGAUCAAAAGUCACCCAGUUCUAAUAAAACAAAAAGAUUUGAUAAUUUCAAAGCCUUAAACGUCUCCUCUUCAAAUUCGUCCCGGGUAGUCAAACACAGCGCAUUUAUAGAUUUUCCGGAUGAAUCACAAUACAAUGACAAUAAUAAUCAUGUUCAAAAAGUCAUGAAUGAACACGACAUAAGAAGGAUGGAAGAGUUUAUCACGAAUCCUUUAUUCAUAACCAGCAUUCCAUUUAGUCAAUACGACUCCAGCGAAAUUCCAUCAACUUCCACAAUUGAUGCCCCAGAUACUGGCUACGAUCUGAGUAGGCCUAAUAAUAACUAUGAGAACAUUGAGACCAAAGAGCCCCCAUCGGAUAAAGUGGAAAGGUCUUACAAGCAUUUCAGUUACAAAAAACGAGGUCACGUUAAUCAAAAGUCGUCUAAAGUUAUAGAUACAAAAGUAAAAUGUGACUUUGGCCUGAAUCUAAUGAAAAUUCAAUUGACCUUUAAUUCGCCGUUUUAUGGUGUUAUAUAUGCCAAAGGAUUUUACAAAGUUAAAUCCUGCCGAUUCAGAGGCCAUGGGGAGAGUGAAAUAGUAUACGUUCUGCCUUUCAAUGGUUGUGGAAUGCAAACGUUAAUGGAGGGCCAAAAUUUGAUAACGGGAAAAAUGAAGUUAAACAACAUUAUUAUAGUCAUGUUCGAUUCUGUCUCAGGAGUUUUGGAAGCCCAAGAUACUGCAUUUAAAACAUCUUGUGUCAUGGGUGGAAGUGGAAACAACGUAUUGAAAGCUAAAGUAGAUGUCCCAAUGAUUGAUGCAACGAAAGAAAUUUUGCCAGAUACAUUAAACUUACCACCUGCAUGGAUGAAAAUAGUGAAAGGCAAAGAUCCCUUUGAGUCUCCCGCUCAUUUACUUCAUUUAGGACAAAUUGGGACAAUCGUGAUAAGUGCAACAUCUCUACACGGACUAAUCGACAUAUUCGCUUUUAAUUGUUAUGCUCACGAUGGAAUGGGAAUGGGGUUGAUACAACUUAUUGAUGAAUAUGGAUGUCCAUUGCACGGAAAAUUGAUAGGGCCUCAAGCUAAAACAGAAUACGAGGAUAAAAUUAUACUGUUCGCUCAUUUUAAAGUUUUCAAAUUUCCGGAUGUUCAAAAUGUAUUUUUUGAGUGCUCAAUCAAAUUUUGUCACCACAAAUGUCCACCAGUCAAUUGUAACGGUUAUAAAGCUAAGAUCGCUAACAAAAGCUAUCGAAAGAAAAGGAGUAUAUCAAACAUUUCCAGGGUUGAAAUGGAUGAAAAAGAAUUAACGUUAAAUGAGACCAUACUCUUAGGAUUACCGGAGAAAAAUGUAUCGACUUUCCAUUUAUUUCAAUCAAUAUCCAUAGCGAUGCCUGAAUAUGAAUAUGCCAAUAUUAUGGACUCUAAAGCUAACUCAGCAAUCAUUAAGGAAGAAGUGAAUUCAUUUGAAGUAGAAGAAAGGGCGGCGGAAGCAAGGGAUAAUAUUGAGUCAAAUAAAGUUAAUGGGGUGGAAUCGAUAAACGUCACAAAGUAUUGUCUUUCAAGAGUCACCAUAACGAUAUCAUGUAUCAUACUAGGAUGUAUGGCCGCGAUAGCCAUCAUCAUUCCCUCAUCUGUGAUAUAUUAUUUCUUAUCCAAAUCUUCCAAAGAUGAUUUUAAGUUAAGUGAACCGCCUUAUGACAAAAAGAAAUCGAAUAUAUUUUACAUGAUGCGAAAACUAUCUAGCAAUAACUUGAACGCUAUCAUGCCGAAUAACAAAUGCGACAUCUAUACCUCUCAACAAAAUUGCAACGAUGAUGAUAGUUUGAAAGAAUGAAAAAAAAUAUUCAAUCUGCUUAAUUAA